Messenger RNA from Carya illinoinensis, 1149 nucleotides. Its product is annotated as wall-associated receptor kinase-like 10. NCBI's taxonomy places the organism in Eukaryota, Viridiplantae, Streptophyta, Magnoliopsida, Fagales, Juglandaceae. The transcript is spliced from 4 exons. Gene Ontology annotation, cellular component: plasma membrane. The coding region runs from base 1 to 1149 and encodes 382 amino acids. Gene Ontology annotation, molecular function: RNA-DNA hybrid ribonuclease activity; calcium ion binding; nucleic acid binding. Gene Ontology annotation, biological process: protein phosphorylation; cell surface receptor signaling pathway. The record is from RefSeq and is a predicted model, not a curated record.
AUGGGAGGACUUCAUGCAGCUAUGUUUGCAUUCGAGCUCAACCUGUCCUCAGUGGUAUUGGAGGGUGAUUCUCUGCAGGUGGUCCAGGGUCUUAGCCUUCACAGGGAGAGGUGGGAUAGUGUGGGCUUGGUUUUUUCAGACACUAGAGCAUUUCUCUCUAAUUUUAUUCACUGCAGUGUUUCUUUUGUUAGAAGAAGUGGCAAUCAAAAAGCUCAUUGUUUAGCUAAGGAAGCUUUAGAAGUUUCUGAGGAGUCAUCUACAAGGGCCGAUAUUGAUCAGAAUCCCUGCAAUGCUACUGCAACAUGUACCAACACAAACGGGAGCUAUGCAUGUAUAUGUCCCAAUGGAUAUGAAGGCGAUGGGAUGAUGCCGCCUGGAACAGGUUGUAGUCGAAAAGGCCAAUCCAAGAUCAUCAUUAUUGCCCUGGUGAUUGAAGGAGAAAUUGAGAUACAUUCUAUGUGGUUAAAACUGAAACAGAAGUUCUUCCAACAAAAUGGUGGCCUAAUCUUACGACAACAACUCCUGAGUCACAAAGAAUCUGUUGAGUCAGCCAAAAUCUUUAGUGCAGAAGAGCUUGAAAAGGCCACUAACAACUAUGAUAAAAGUAGAGUCCUUGGUCAUGGAGGCUUUGGAACUGUUUAUAAAGGAGUUUUAUCAGAUAACAAAGUGGUUGCUAUUAAGAAGUCCAAUGUUGUUGAUCAAAUAUAUGAGUUUAUCACAAACGGGACAUUUUUUUACCAUAUUCAUGAUAAAAGCCUAUCAUCCUUGCUCUCAUGGGAAAAGCGUCUGAAGAUAGCAUCAGAAACUGUAGGAGCCCUAGCAUACAUACAUUUUGAGACUUCUAUGUCAAUUAUACAUAGAGAUGUGAAAACUACAAAUAUACUUCUGGAUGAUAAAUACGCAGCAAAAGUGUCUGACUUUAGAGCUUCAAGACCGGUUCUUCUUGACCACACACAAUUAACGACCAUGGUGUUGGCAACUUUGGGGUACCUGGACCCAGAAUACUUCCAUUCUAGCCACUUAAUUGAAAAAAGUGAUGUCUAUAGCUUUGGUGUUGUCAUUGCAGAACUACUAACUGGUGAGAAGGCAGUUUCCAUGUUUAGGCUUGAAAGUGAAAGAAAUCUGGCAAUGUUUUUGAAACUGCAAUGA